Messenger RNA from Wyeomyia smithii (pitcher-plant mosquito), 546 nucleotides. RefSeq lists its product as uncharacterized. Bases 1 to 546 code for a protein of 181 amino acids. The transcript has a single exon. Lineage: Eukaryota; Metazoa; Arthropoda; Insecta; Diptera; Culicidae. The record is from RefSeq and is a predicted model, not a curated record.
AUGUGCUAUGUGCUGAAGAUCCUGUCGCGGUUCAACAUGGAAAACUGCAAGACUUCUCGUGUCCCGAUGAUCACCGGUUACGUACAACAAAAGGAGGAAGAUAGCGACUCGUUGACAGAUAGACUACAGUCCCAAAGUCAGAUCGGCACUUUGUUGUACAUUGCGGUCAAUGCAUGCCCAGAUAUAGCCAUCUUGACUUCCUUUCCCGAGCAGUGUGCCACCAAACCAACAUCGGCGGACUGGAACGGGGCGAAGCGGGUGCUUCGUUACUUGAAGGAUACAGUAGACCACGUACUACACUUGGAUGGCAAAGGCAUCUUUUAUCUGGAGUGCUUCGCUGACGUGGACUGGGCUGGUGAAGCCGACAACAGGAAGUCCAACAUUGGCCACAUUGUCAAGUACGGUGACGGACUCGUUGGAUGGGGAAGCAGAAAGCAGACGUGCGUAUCUCUUUCCAGCACCGAUGCAGAGUAUAUCGCACUGGCAGAAUGCUUGCAGGAGUUGCAGUGGCUUCGUCGAUUGGUGGACGCCCUAGCGAGCAUCUGA